CUUACCUCCCUUUGAAAACUUUAUGGCGUCCGUAGAAGCGGGGUGUUUAAUUUGAAAAAAAACAUCCUGUGAAAAUGUCUUUUGUGAGAGUUAGAAGAUCAAACUCUGCUGGGAUACCAAGGAAACAGAAGACUCACAGAAAGAAACCUGCCUGGGAUGACACAAUUCAAGAUUUAACAACACUAAAGGCCACUGCAGAAGAAAUUGAGCAAAGAAAAGCUGCGCACAGGUCCAAAAAUGCGCUGGCUGCUAGACUUGAAAAAAUCUCUAAAGAGAAAGCUAAGAAACAAGACUUGAGUAUUUCCAAUGCAGAGGCAAGACAACUAGCAGUAAUGAAGGAGGUCCUGUAUGACCAACAACAGCUGCAUGAUGUCUUAUCCAAAUCAGACAGAAUGAUGGCAGUUGUAAAGGACCUUUUUGGAGAUGAUCCAAGGAGGUUUACAGGUUUUCCAAAUGUAACAUCUGCUCCUAAUGCUGAAAACAAUGGCAGGUCAAAGUCGAUUGUGGCCAACCUUCCUGAUGUGAAGACACGGAUGGAAACAUUAAGUGAAUCUACGAUGGACCAGUCUGCGCUGAAUGACCUACCGGAAACAGACAGUGACUCAGAGGAAGAAAUGGAGCCCAUCAUGUAUCAACCUAAGAUAGACCUGAACAGAUUUCAGAGGUUUCUGGAGGCAGAGGAGAAGAACAAUACGCUGAGUACCAUUAGUGGGCAGGCCCACCUCAGCCACAUGGACCAGGGACCCAUCCAGAGCACCAGGAUACAGGACACCCAAAGUCUACAGACAACACGAGAUGAUGCAUGCACCACUCCACCUAAAAAGCACAACAAGUCCAUAGAAAUGCUAAGAAGUCCCAAAUCUGCCAUGAAUGAUACCCAAAAGAUAAAGAAAACAAAGAGGAGAGUGGAGCCAGACACAACUCAACAUAAUUCUACAUUCAACUUAAAUGAGCUAAAAAAGGUUCUUGUGCAGCUGGAGAAUGAGAUAGGAGACCUUGAGACACAGACAGGUCGACGUCCGCGGGCAGAACAGCCCCGACAGGAAAGCUUCUCGGGCUACACCAUGUCCCUGGUGGACUCGGUUACUAAGCUCAGCAGAUACCUCAAAGAUUGUGAGAUAAGGUUGAAAACUGAGGCUCUGCUCAGAGAACAGCUGACUCAGGAUGUGAAGCAGCUGACCUCCCUUAUAGAUGCUCUCACGUCAGACAUAAUUCAGACUCAAGAGGAAUACAAUACAUUGAAGUAUGAGUACAGAAAAUACAGGGAGGAGACGGGUCAAGAGAUCAAGGCUCUAAAGGUGUCUUUAAUGAAUGCUGGUCUGUACAUACCAAUAGAACCAGAGCCCCCGCAGAUGGAAACCACUCCACCGCGGGGAAGAAUGCCUGCCCAGAGUUCGUUAGCGCAAGGCAUGGCUAUCCAAAACAAUUUGCAAAAUAGCCAACAGCCCAUGGCUGCUAUACCUCAGCAUUUAAACCCAACAGACGUGGCUAAUCCAUCUGCAGUGCUGCUCUCUCCUCCAGUCAGAAAAACUAGGAUACAGCAACCAAAACCUGAAACAGGUCCCCUUCCAAUGAUGGAUUUUGGUCAACAUUUGGAGGAGCCUGCUCAAUCCGAACAGCCUCCCUAUCAUGGGAGAAGCUUACAACAGCAGGGUCACCUGGAUAUUUCCGACUUGGAACACCCUGAGUCUUCCCAUGUGCCAGUUCCAGCAAGGAGUAAAGUCAUACAGGAAGUGAAGGUAUCUUCUGGGAGAGAGGACCACAGACAUCCUGUUCAGUCCAAUGUUAACAUUCGCCAGGACCCAAGGGGCUCGGUUAAUACCCAGAGUACCACAUCACAGGACAGCAAGUCAAAUGGAAAUCAGCCUGCCCAUGUGAAUGUACCCAGACCCACCCCUCUAGUCCAGAGCACUGUCCAACCCCAGCAAAACGGACAGGUGGAUCUCACUUUACAAAUAGCCCAGCUAAAUAAACAACACGAGGAAGCUCAGAAACGUCUACAGGCGCUGCUGGAACAGCAACAAUCUCAACAGAAGCAACGCGAGACGGCACCACAACAUGGACAGUACAAACUAGCUGUGUCCAACUCUUCGCAGCCUCCAUCUUUACAAAUGGGUAAAAGUACUGGGACUUCAGGGGGCACGACUCUUCUACAACAGGAUCCCAACAGAUACCCACCACAACUGAUUUCAAAUGGAGUCAACCUACCGAAAACUGAGUCUUUGCAACAACCAUCUGAACAGAGAGGACUGCCAGCUUAUCCAGUGUCCCCUCCAAUAUCUCCUAUCUCCCAGAGGUCUGACAACUUCACCAUCAUCCAAGGCAUGAACCAGAAUGCCCGUGUAAACACAGCACCUCCCUAUGGGAUAACGGUUUCCUUGCCAACAGUGGAUUUAUCACUAGACAGUAGUCCUUCACCACGAUGACGAGUUGAUUUGUUGGCGCCUGAACCUCCAAUAUUCCGAGUAGAUAGCUGUUUAUCACUGUUUUAAGUGGUUCUUCCGAGGACAAAAUGUAAUUCAUGUAUCAAUAGGAUGACAAUAGAUUAUUUAUUAAUCAACCACAUGUUUAGUACAUGUAUUUGUACAAUAUCUGCAACUUGUAUAAUAUAGAGACAAUUAAAGAUAUGGAAGUUAU
This is a messenger RNA of Magallana angulata, 2637 nucleotides long. RefSeq names its product spindle and centriole-associated protein 1-like. Bases 75 to 2426 code for a protein of 783 amino acids. The record is from RefSeq and is a predicted model, not a curated record. Gene Ontology annotation, cellular component: spindle; centrosome; centriole. Lineage: Eukaryota; Metazoa; Mollusca; Bivalvia; Ostreida; Ostreidae. The transcript has 18 exons. Gene Ontology annotation, biological process: regulation of centriole replication; mitotic spindle assembly; metaphase chromosome alignment.